Molecule: messenger RNA, 945 nt
Organism: Auanema sp. JU1783
Lineage: Eukaryota; Metazoa; Nematoda; Chromadorea; Rhabditida; Rhabditidae
Source: the annotation of a GenBank genome assembly
AUGAAAGUUAUAUUGUUGAUUCUGUUCUGUUCCAUUGUUGACUCUCAACUUCUGAGAGACAAUUGCUCAAAUUUUGAUGAUUCAAACUGGGAAAACACGCUGAAAUUGGUUCAUGAGAAAGGACAAGAGGUUGAAACUGAUGAACCUAAACUGCUUCGCAAGUAUCCCUUCAUCCGAGACAUUCCCAAGUUCUUAAGAAGCAAAUCAUGCUGGAGUAAGAUCAACAGCACUAAAUUGAUUGAAUUCAAAGAGAAGCAGUCAAAGAUUAUGGAAGAUGAUGUUUUCAAAAACUAUUUCACUGACACUGAACGCAAAAUUUAUGAUAAUUACUAUUCUCACGAGACGAAACAGAUAAGACGAGGAUUGCCUGUUCUGACUUGUGUGCGUUACGAAAGGUCAGAAAAUCUAAAGAAAGAACGAGAUACUGUCUAUUCAUCAAGAGCUCCGCUGACGUUUCCAAUUUGUUUUUUGACCUUCACAAUCAAUACCAAAACGCAUGAUUUGAAGAUAAUUGAUGGUGCUGGAGCUUCUGCUCCAUUGCAAAGAGUUGCUGAUUGCACAAAAGCUGAUUCAUGUGUGAUAAUGAUGGAUAAUGCUACUAUCCAUAAGGAGGAGGAAGUUGAAAUGACUUGUUGCUGUACAACUCAUUCAUGUAACUCACGUCCAAUCAUCCUGGAUCCAAUAGUGAUUCCGAAGAAGAAGAAGACUACAACUGGCGAUCCUACGAGCACAACAGUACAAAACUCUUAUCUGAGAGAUACUUCUGAAACUCAAUGGUACCAAUUCAGUUCAAUUGUUACUUUCUUCCAACGAGUAAAUGCCGAAUUCUUCAUAAUCAUUGCCUUGAUAUCAGUAAUUGUAUAUCAAAAUGCUUUUCUGAUCAAGAAAAAGUGUGAGAAAACACCAAAUGUGGAGGAGUAUUCGAUUGUACCUGUCAACCAGUGA